GCGAGCUUAGCCACGCGUACCCAGUCAUUGGGUACGGUAGACACUUGGCCAAAGACCAGCAUCAAGAUAAGCUCAGCGAGAGCUGUGGCCCAAGAUGCGCAGGAACGGGUGGUGCCGUUAGUGUUAGACGACAGCUUGCUCGAGAGGCCACCAGAACAAGAAGGGGGCCACGAAGAAGGCCCCCAGAAGGGCCUGCUGGAUGGUCUAGUUUGCGAGCGACCAUCGUCGCCGCCAUCAUCAUCCACUUCAGUUUUGUUGUUUAAGUCCCUUGAUUCGAAUCGAGAGAGACACGAAAAGAAAAAAGAAGAAGAAGAAGAAGAGGAAGAAGAAGUAGGUGAGGAGGAAGGAAAGGGAAGGUUGGAGGAGAAAACGGAGGGAGAACUAGGAGAUAUUACUGGUUCUGUUCCGAGUGCGCUGGCGGACUUUGAGUUAGAAACCACAGACGAGAAGGAAUACGCGAUUCGAGUUUGUCGUUCAUCACCGGACACCCCUGUCUGUGUUCAUCGAAAGAGACAAGCGGAGGAGGACUAUCGUCACCACCACCACCAUCAUCAUCAUCACCAUCACCAUUACGAUAAGCAAAAGCAGAAGCAACUACAACUACAACUACAAUUACAACAACAGCAGCAGCAACCUUCUUCCAGGCAAGAAGAACAGUGCCAAGACGAUACGAAAUCUUUGAGAAUAAUAACGUUGGACAACGUCGAGGCUUCCCGUGGUAGAAUUUGCGAGGAAGGUAGACAACAGAGAACCUACUAUUGCAAGAAUCAUCUUCAUCCACACCACCACCAUCAUCAUCAUCAUCAUCAUCAUCGUAAUCAACGUUAUCAAGGAGGAAGAGGUGAAGGUGGCGGCGGCGGCGGUGGUGGAGGAGGAGGGCGUCCUGGAAUCAAUCAGAAUUAUCGCCUCUGUCGAGUUCAUGCUCGAAGGAGAGAACUUUCGAGGGACAACAAACAGCCAAAGGAAGAACGAGCAGAGGAUCGUCGAGAUUUGAGACACUCGGAGGAAAUCGAGUGUGCUAUCAUACAUCUCGAUCAGGAUCCGAUUCUUCGUCCGGUACGGGUACUCGGUUGUCCUCCCGCGGAAGGACAAGAGAUUUCCUCGUUCUUGGAACCGUCUGUCAUUAGUGGUGUUGCUAGUAGUAGUGGUGGUGGUGGUGGUGGUUCUUCUAGUGUUGUUGGCUUUGGUGGUAGCGCUAGCAGUGCUCCUCCUACCGCUGCCCCAAACGUGCCCUACGUUUACGGUGGACUUUGUACGAGCGGAAUUGCGACGGAGGGUCCUUACUACGAUCUGUACAACCCAGAUAACAUACGGCCGAAGAGCCGUGUCGGGAGUCGCUUCGCCAAAAUCCUCGAAAGACCGAAUAUUGCGGUGAAGGACGUUAAUCGUAAAGUGCUGGCAAUGAUCCGCGUUAUGACGCCUUCCUGGUCGUUACGUUUCCUCAGCGUUAGCUGCGGUUCCGUAGUUUGCGCUUGGGGACUACUUCUGAUACUCUCAGUUCUCGGUAGUGGUGCAUCUCACGGUCCUGGCACCGGCAUCGGCAGUUUCGGCAUUGGAAGUCUUUCCGGUACUAUGGACGAUCUCAACACGGCAAGUUGUCCUUGGGCUUGUUCCUGUGGAGGUCAAGAGGUCGACUGUUCUCUUCGAGGACUGACGCAAAUACCAGGCGACCUGGGUGCUCUUCUUCCCGCCGAAAAAUUAGAUCUUCAAGGGAAUAAUAUUUCGGUUAUAUUUAAAACGGACUUCGAGGACAUGGCAACGCUUCACGUUUUGUUAUUAUCGAAUAAUCAAAUCCAUACUAUUCAAAGAGGGGCUUUUCAAGAUCUGGUCGGCGUGGAAAAACUGCGGCUCAAUAACAAUCAAAUUCGUCAUCUACCGGAUCUUCUCUUCAGUAAUAUGAUGAACCUUAAGCGGCUGGAUCUAAGUCACAAUCAGAUAGCCACGAUAGGACCUAAGACGUUGAGAGGUGUAUCAGCUCUCAAGCAACUUUUAUUGGAUAACAACGUGCUGACGUGCAUCGACGAAUCCUCGAUAAGAGAGUUGAAGGAUCUCGAAAUUUUAAUGUUAAACAACAACAAACUAACGACGCUAGCUAAAGAGGUGUUCUCGGGUUUACCCCAUUUACGGACCCUAAAGUUAGCCGAUAAUGCUUUUGCUUGCGAUUGUCACUUGGCUUGGCUUUCUCGACAUUUGAGAGCGUAUUCUCGUCUUGGAACACACACACGUUGCUCGUCACCGGCUCAUUUGAAGGAACGAAGUUUAAUCGAUCUACAGGAACACGAGUUCAAAUGUUCUGGCUUAGUGGAACGAGCAGGCCCGGAAUGCAGUGCGGAACCGCAAUGCCCGCAUCCCUGCAAAUGCGCAAACGGAAUCGUCGAUUGCCGAGAGAAUUCCUUGACGAAAGUACCGACCCAUCUUCCCGAAGACACCAUGGAAUUACGAUUGGAACAAAAUAGUAUCACGGAGAUCCCACCCAAGGCCUUUUCACCUUAUAGAAAAUUACGUAGAAUCGAUCUUAGCAAUAAUCAAAUUCAAAAAGUAGCAUCCGAUGCUUUCCACGGAUUAAAGUCACUCGAAUCUUUAGUUCUUUACGGAAAUAAAAUCAGUGAACUUCCAGGUGGUGUCUUUCAAGGACUUACCAAUUUGCAAUUACUUUUGUUAAACGCUAAUGAAAUUUCUUGCAUAAGGACUGACCUUUUCCGAGAUCUUUACAACCUGACAUUACUUUCAUUGUACGACAAUAACAUCAAGUCAUUGGCGAACGGAACCCUCACUAAUCUGCGGAGUAUCAAAACACUACAUCUAGCAAAAAAUCCUUUCAUCUGCGACUGCAACUUGAGAUGGUUGAGCAUCUAUCUUCACGAUAAUCCAAUCGAGACGUCCGGUGCAAAAUGUGAAUUUCCGAAGAGGACGCAGAAGCGGAAGAUCGAUUCUAUGCGGGACGACAAGUUCAAAUGUAAGGGUGAUGAAGAACUUUUGACCAAAAGGGCAGGUGAAUGCAUUUUACCCGGUGCAUGCCCUUCUUCUUGUACAUGCAACGGUGCAACUAUCGAUUGUUCUAAUAAGAAGCUUACCUCCAUACCUCGAGAUCUACCGAUCUACACCUCCGCUCUUUUGUUAAGUAACAACGAGUUGGACAAGAUCAAAGCGGAUGGGUUAUUCCAAAAGCUUCCUGAAUUGCAGCUUCUGGAUCUAAAGAAAAAUAAAAUCUCACGCAUCGAAGCAUCUGCUUUUCAAGGAGCACACAAACUCACCGACCUAUUGUUGUCCGACAAUCGACUUAGAGAGGUUCACAACAAGAUGUUUACCGGUCUGACGAAUCUGAAGAGCUUGAAUCUACACGGAAAUGCUAUAACCUGCGUGAUGCCUGGAGCUUUCGACGGAUUGGCUCACAUUCGUGUCAUCAACAUGCAAGGCAAUCCACUGUCGUGUAAUUGUCACCUCGCAUGGUUCGCCGGAUGGCUCAGGAAACGAGAAAUGACAGGAAUGACCGGUCGUUGUCACGAUCCCCCGCGACUCAAGGACGCAGCCAUUAGAGAUAUUCCACAUCACGAAUUCAAAUGUAACAACGACAGCGUUGGCUGCCUGGGCGACGAUUACUGUCCACCCCAGUGCAAUUGCGCCGGCUCGGUGGUGAGGUGUUCGAGGGCUCAGCUUACGGAAAUUCCACGUGGGAUUCCACCGGAAACCACGGAGUUGUAUUUGGACGAGAACGACAUUAAGACCAUCCAGCCGGAGAGACUGAACCACCUGAGGAUUCUGACUAAGCUCGAUUUGAGCAACAAUCAGAUCGGAAUGUUGUCAAACGAUACCUUUAGAAAUCUCACGAAGCUGUCGCACCUAAUUAUCAGUUACAACAAAUUGCAGUGUGUACAAAGAAACGCUUUAGCAGGAUUAAAGUCUUUACGUAUAAUUUCUCUUCAUGGCAAUGACAUAUCGGUGAUUCCCGAAGGUGCCUUUGAGGAUUUGAAAUUGAUAACUCAUCUUGCACUCGGUUCGAAUCCUCUCUACUGUGACUGCAGUAUGCGUUGGUUAGCUGAAUGGGUUAAGAGAGAUUUUGUUGAACCUGGUAUAGCCAAGUGUAUGGAUCCACCAAAUAUGAGAGACAAACUUCUUUUAACUACACCACCUGAUGCGUUUUAUUGUAAAACCAAGCAACAGCCAGCCGAGAUCCUGGCAAAGUGCGACCUGUGUUACACCUCGCCAUGUGAGAAUGGAGGACUCUGCGAGGCGCUUCCGGAUAGGCAGUUCCAUUGCAAGUGCGCGCCAGGAUAUCACGGGGACAGGUGUCAGCAUAAAAUUGACGCGUGCUAUGGAAAUCCUUGCAAGAACUCCGGAACUUGCAAAGUAUUGGAGGAAGGAAGAUUCAGUUGCGACUGUGCCCCCGGAUACGAGGGACUCCGAUGCGAGAGUAACGUCGACGACUGUGCGAACAACAAAUGCGCCAAUAACGCGACCUGUGUCGACCUCGUCCAAGCCUAUCGAUGCGACUGCGCCCCAGGAUUCAUGGGAGAAUACUGCGAGGCGAAAAUACCCUUUUGCACAAAAGGGCACGACCCCUGCGAGAAUGGGGGUCGAUGCGUCGAUCACCAGACCCACUACAGCUGCGAAUGCAAGAUCGGCUUCACCGGCCUUAAUUGUUCCACCAACUUGGAUGACUGCGAUAAUCAUAUGUGCCAGAACGGUGCUACUUGCAUCGACGGCAUAAACAAUUACGAGUGUAAGUGCGCGGCGGAGUAUACUGGGAGGUACUGCGAGAUUGCACCAUCAACAGCCAUGUUAUAUCCGCAAACGAGUCCGUGUGCUCAUCACGAUUGUCAAUAUGGUGCCUGCUUUCAGCCAGCUCCUGCUUCUGCCGCGGACUAUCUUUGCCAGUGCCACCCCGGCUAUACCGGAAAACGAUGCGAGUACCUGACGAGUCUGAGCUUCGUGGACAAUAGCUCGCUGGUCGAGCUAGAGCCGCUACGCACGAGGCCCGAGGCAAAUGUGACCAUCGUCUUUACGACCACGCAGGAAAACGGGGUUUUAUUAUACGACGGACAAAAUGGCGAGCACAUAGCCGUCGAAUUGUUCAACGGUCGCGUUAGAGUCUCUUACGACGUUGGAAAUUAUCCUACGUCAACGAUGUAUAGCUACGAAAUGGUCUCCGAUGGUAAACCCCACAUGGCUGAACUUUUGGCGAUCAAGAAGAACUUCACGAUGAGGGUUGAUCGCGGUCUUGCCAGAAGCAUCAUAAACGAGGGCCCAAGGGAAUAUUUGAAGCUCACCACGCCGAUGUACGUUGGUGGUGUUACACCCGAAGUCGCCAACGUAGCCAUCUCAGAGUUCCGUUUAAGGAACGUCACGAGCUUCCAAGGUUGCAUCUCUGAGAUGUGGAUCAACCACAAGCUAGUGGACUUUAGUAACGCAGCUAAGAGGCAUCGUGUUACUCCUGGAUGUGCUUCUAACGAGGAGGAAGCUGAUGAAGCACGAGACGUCAUCGAAGCCGAAGGCAUUGCUGUUGGCAGUAAUGAGGAUACUUUGCCACAGGAGCACAUUCCUCUUCCUCGCGAACAUUCCGAUAUCGUCUUAUCGCUCCCUACCACUGGAAGUUCAAAUGCCUGUAUCAGCCACGAGUGUAAAAAAGGCUCACAAUGCGUUCCAUCUGGGAAUGAUUAUUCCUGCAAAUGUCAGAUCGGUUGGCACGGGCGAUAUUGCGAGAAAGCGCCAACGUGUCGUAAAGAGCACACGAAGGAGUACUACAGCGAAAACGGAUGCCGUAGUCGACGACCUGUGAGACUUGCCAAAUGUUGGGGAAGUUGCGGCAAUUCGUGCUGCUUACCAAGAAAGACCAAACGACGCAAGGUUCGGCUUAUCUGUACGGAUGGCAUGCGAUACACAAAGGACAUUGACCUCGUUCGUAAGUGCACCUGCACUAGAAAGUGCUACUAGCAAGUAGUAAUAUCCACAUCUCGUCGAGCAAUCAACAAACUAUAUUUCAACAAACAUCAUCGUAGCAGUAUAACGAGACUCAACGAGAUCAUUGACAAGGAAACCCCGCGAUCCAAAAUGUCGCGUUAUCGAUCUUUUAAAUAUCCCCGAACUUUCGAAGAUGCGCCGAAGAAGGAAAGAAGAAAAAAGGGAUGAUUAUAGAUUAGGUGAUGAAUUAAUAAAAUAACUGCGACUCUAUCUUCGACGCACCUUUAAAAUAAAUACGCAGGAGAUUUUUGAAAGUGAGAGUGACAUAGAACAGUGCGGAUCAAAACUAAGAUGGACACACACAGCCGGCUCAGUGUGAUAUGUAUUAUUAAUUAUUAAUUACUAUUAUUAUUAUUAUUAUUAUAAUUAUUAAUAAUAAUAAUAUUAUUAAUAUUAUUACUAUUAUUAUUAUUAUUACUAUUAUUAUUAUUAUUAUUGAUGAUAAAGAGAAGAAGCAAAAGUAUAUUGUACGUAAUAUUAAGUAUAAUGGACUAUCGAUAUUAAAAAGGAAAAAUUUAAAAAAAAAAAAAAAUAAUAAUAAUAAGCCACGCGCAUACAUAUUGCAGUUUAACGCAUAUUAGGUAUUACACGUAUUAUUAUAGGAUUGUAAGGAUUCAUAACUGUGGAACGAGGGAUGGAAGGGUAGGUUGGAGAAAAAAAAUUAAUAAUGGGAAGGAUAAUAAAAGAGGAAGAUGGGGAAAAAGGAUGCAAGCGUACACGCAUCAUUUUCAUCCCUAAUACGAUACGAUUUGUGAAUACGAAAACGCGCGUGCUUGUGACGAAUAAAAUGCAAACAAUCACUUAUACACAUACAUACAUACACAAACACACACGCAGAUAAAACAUACUUGCAGUCGCGAAUAUUUAACCGAGCACGUAAUGUGGCCACACUAUUUAAAUAAAUAAAAAAAUCAUGGUUCGUAAGACUCGUGAGUAUUUACGAAUUACAAAAGAAAAGUUAUUUACGCAUGAUAAAUAAUAGUUUUCAACGUGUCCCGUCUUUUACUCAACUAACGUUACAAUCCUACACGUCGGGUAUAUAUAUAUAUAUAUACCCAGAAAUAAUUUACUUCUGGUUCGAAUAUGCAAUAAAAUAAAAAAAAAGAAGAAAAAAAGAAAGGACUGCAACAUUUUUUUUAUCGUAAUGCAUUUAUAACGAAUACGCGUAUAGUUGAAAAAAGCGUUUGUUCCUCGGGAGACUAAUUUUUUAUUUUAAUUUCUUUGUUCUUCGUGUUUAUCGCUCAAUAUUUAUUUAUUCGUCGAAGAUUGCUCGUUUAACGAGUCAAAUAUGAUAUUUUAUUACGCGAAUAUGUUAUUUUAUUUUAUUUUUUUUUUUUUCGUUCCUUAGUUUACUUUACAUAUUAUAUUUCUUUAAACGUCAUAAACGUUAAAGAAUUAGCACUCAUAUAUAUUAUAUUAUAUAUUGUAGCGUUAUUUUAAACUUUUUAUCGAUAGUUUUGAAAUUAAGCUUUUCAUACGCGAUAAAGUUUAAAAAUAAUAUAUAUACAUAUAUAUAGUUUCUUAUUUUAUAUUCUCUUUUUUCUUCUACAUUUUCGUUUCUAUCCAUUUCACGGAAGGUGUAGACUUUGUUAAUUUGGAAUCGGCCUACUUACGAUUAGAAAAACGAUUACAUUCUACGGGAGCAGCUUUUUAAAGUGUACAUAAAUUAAAAAAUUAUCAUCAUUUUAAUCAAGAAUAGAUUGUAUGGUCUCCAUGGAAAUAGAACAUUGAAAAAGGAAAAAAUUAGUUUUCUUAGUUGAUGAUUUAGAUGACUUAUUAUCGCAUUAAAUACGGCCUAAUUAUUCUCGCGAGAAUAACAGGAAAUAUCAUUCGAAACUACUUAAUUUGUUAAAAAUAAUAGGUAGAAAUUAUUUCACGGAUGAUACCAUUUAAUAAUAUAUUAUAUGUUAACAAAUGCACCUAUCUGGCAAAAAAUCAUCCACUGCCAUUCGACAAAUGAAAAACAAAGAAAAUGCGUUUACAAUUAAGGUGUAAUUCGUGAAAUAAUCGAGAUACAUGAAAACUAAGAAACCUAAUCGUUAAGAUAUAUUUUGAAACGAACUAUCGGAGACCAUUAACUUUUAAAGCUUGGUAUAAAUAUUAUAUAUAAAUAAAUUUUUCCUAUUAUUAUAAAAAAUUAGAUAUUUAAAUCUAACAGCACAUUUCGUUUGACCAAAAUAAAAUUCCUUUGAAUUUAAUUGAAAUUAAAAUAAAUUAGCUUAAAAACGAAUCGUUCGAUUAGUUGCAAGUAUAAUAAUUUUGAAUGAAUUUUAUUUUGUUAAAUGUUAACGAACAAUGAGAAUUCAAAUUUGAGAAUAUGUAACUUUGAAGAAGAAGAAAACAGAAAAAAAAAAAAAUAAAAAAAUAAAAAUCGAUGACUCCAAAAUAACUUCCAAACGUGUGGAGUCUUCAUAUCCGACACGCGAAGAAAACUUAAUAAUCUUCGUGCAAUUAUUUUUGUAUAAGAAAAUAAUUUAUAUGGAGGAUUGUGUGUAUCAUAUUUGUUCGUACGAGAAAUAUCAUUCGAAACUACUUAAUUCGCUAAAAAAAAUAAUAAGUAGAGAUUAUUUCGCGUAUGAUACCAUUUAAUAAUAUAUGUUAACAAGUGCACCUAUCUGGCAAGAAAUCAUCCACUGCCACUUGACAAAUAAAAAAAAUAAAAUAAAAUAAAGCGUUUACAAUUAACUAUCUCGAUUGUAAUAAAAUUCACAAUCGAUUUAAUUACAUUAUUAAGCAAUAAACUAUUAACUUAUGCGCGUGGGUUUUUUUUUUCUUUUCAUCAAAUCAAUUCAUUGAUUCCUGAUUAAUGGCUAUGUGUAUUUAAUAUUUGUCUUUGUUCGAUUAAUCUAAAAGAAAAAAGACAAGAAUAUAAUAUAAAAUAAAAUAAAAUAAAAUAAAAUAUAAAAUAAAAUUAAUUGCAAUAAAAUAAAGAAAACACACGCGCGCAAGCACGCCUAAAAAUUUCGUAAACAAAGUGGAUCGUGAAAAAAAAAAAAAAAUAAAUAAAAAGCGUAUCAUCGAUUCUUCUCACUGCUCUCUCCGUAAUUCAUAGCCCAAUUUAAGAAUAGGUGUAACCUAAAGGCAUGCAUAAAAAAAAGUCAUAUUAUAACAUUGGUACGACUUUGUAUGUAAUUAAUAAGCCCGUAUUAAAAAAAAAAAAAAAAAACUCGCUUAUAUAUCAUUUCGUUUAUAACUCACGUCCGAAGAUGACCAUUUUGAAAAAAAAAAA
Messenger RNA from Polistes dominula (European paper wasp), 9187 nucleotides. RefSeq names its product slit guidance ligand (gene sli). The record is from RefSeq and is a predicted model, not a curated record. NCBI's taxonomy places the organism in Eukaryota, Metazoa, Arthropoda, Insecta, Hymenoptera, Vespidae. Gene Ontology annotation, molecular function: calcium ion binding; heparin binding; Roundabout binding. Gene Ontology annotation, cellular component: plasma membrane. Gene Ontology annotation, biological process: axon guidance.